Messenger RNA from Haemonchus placei, 1077 nucleotides. The record is from the annotation of a GenBank genome assembly. Lineage: Eukaryota; Metazoa; Nematoda; Chromadorea; Rhabditida; Trichostrongylidae.
AUGAUUAUCCUGUUUUUGGUGCUGAGUUCCACUCUCAGGGUCGACACACAAUGUUUAACGAAUCAAGGUUGUGGAGGUGGUGGAGGCUUUCAGCCCUCUUACGGUCACCACUAUUCUCGGCAAAUAGCUCAACCACUUCCUCAACUCAUUGCUCAACCAUUACCUCAACCGCAACCUAUUGAAUACUACUAUAGAUCGAACUCGUACGCUCAGCCUCCAUCGGAUACUCUGACUAGUGUCGAUAAAGAGCCGGCAAGUGCUUCUUCUUCAGCAAAAACGCAAGAGGAGUAUGAGGAGUACGAUAAAAAGCUUCCUGAAUUGAAACAAAUCGCUGUAGAGGAAUCAACGUCAACGUCUGAGACUGUCGCUGUUACACCUUCGAAGACAUAUGUACGAGAGGAAAUCUAUCAAACUCACCCUCAACCUUAUCAACCACGACCGUAUCAGCUACAAACCUUUCAACCACAACCUCUCCAACCAAUGCCGUAUCAGCCCUACCAACCACGCCCUAUAGCAUACAGACCAAUCCAAGUAGUUCCAGCAGGAUGUGAAGGAGUGCAGCCGCACUAUUACCGUCCUGCUCCCUAUAUGCCAAGAGGAUAUGCUUUGCCGUACGCGCCAUCUCCUACCUAUCCACCUCUACCUCCUCCACCGCCACCGCCACCUCCACCGCCCCAGCCAUAUCCUGGAUCAUACAUUCAACCACCUCACCCGAUGCCGAUCAAUGACUGCUGUGGCCGGUGCUCAUCCAUCUGCGGGCCCCGAGCAAAACGGGUUUUCGCAAAGUCUGCAAAAACGGUGACAGCUGAUCUUUCCCUACCAUCAAAAGCGCAAAAUGAAACUGACCUGAAUGACAGUCGCUGCACGAGUAAGGAGCUGCGAGACAUUAUGGGCAAGGUCUCCUACAACACACCGUCAAUAGCGAAGCGGCUUAUACAGAGGAUAGCCGAGGAAAAACUAAAAGGGAUGUUUGCGGUAUUCUGCUCCAAGGAGGAUUUCACCUACGUCACUCGAAGCAAAGUGUACUGUCAAACAGAGCGCGACGGUGUUGUCUGCUAUGCGUUCCAGCAUAACUGA